CCAGAAUACAACAAGGCAGAAGAAGAAGAAGAACAAGAUGUCUUUUCUCGCUAUCGAAGGCCUCCAUGCCUUUGUGACAGGAGCGCAAGGCGGGAUUGGAAGCGCUAUUGUGAAAGAACUCGUUGCCGCCGGCUGCAAAGUAACAGCUCACGACCUACGCCCUCCCCCUCCCCCUCCAAAAGAAGAAGCAGAAAAAGAACCCCAAACUCUCCCUCCCCCCAUCUUCCACCUCCAAGGAGACAUUUCCAGCGAAACCUCCAUUUCCCAAUCCAUCGAGCAAGCAAUUUCGCAUUUCGGCCCCAUCAACAUCCUCUGCGUCAACGCCGGAAUCACCAACGAACAAUCCCACUCCUACAUCUGGGACAUGCCCCUCGAGACGUGGGAAGACGUAUAUCGCGUAAAUGUGCGAGGCAGUUUUUUGACUGUGAAGUAUUUUUUGCGGGCGGCGAUUGCUGCGCAAGAAGAAGAAAACCAAGAAAAAGAAGGGGGAAAAGAAAGGGAAUUGCAAAAUUUGGCAAUUGUCGUAACGGGAUCCGAAUGUGGAAAAUUCGGUCAAGCAGGUCAUGUGGAGUAUGCAUCUGGAAAAGCAGGGUUACAAUAUGGACUUGUUCCGACGGUCAAGAACGAGAUUGUGAAAAUAAAUUCUCGAGGAAGGAUCAAUGCGGUAGCGCCUGGGUGGGUGAAUACCGAAUUGAUAGGAGAUCGAUUGGAUGAUGCGAGGGAAUUGUAUUGGGAAGCGCAAGGGACAGCGGCGUUGAAGAAAAUUGCUCAACCAGAGGAUGUGGCGAGGACGGUGGUGUUUCUUGCUAGUCACAGGGCGAGUGGCCAUAUUAGUGGACAGUGUAUCAGUGUGGAUGGGGGUAUGGAGGGACGUGUGCUUUGGAGAGAGGAAGAGCAAGGAAGAAUGUCCACCUCAACAACAACAACAACAACUCAUCCACCCAAACCCAAAAUCCAAAUCGCCUGGAGCAUCGACUUCGACGCCGUCAGCGGCUGGCUCGGCACGGGACAACACGAGAAAACUACCACUGCCGACUACUCCGCAGGCUACUUCAGCGCCACGACAGGCGUGCCCCGACUGCUCCGACUGUUCGAGAAACUCGACAUCUCUGACAAAGUCACCUGGUGCAUCCCAGGCCACUCCAUUGAGACCUUUCCCGAGCAGACUCAAGCCAUUGUGGCCAGUGGAGCAGAAAUCGCCUUGCAUGGCUACGCGCACGAAUCCGCGGCGCAAAUGACGGCGGAGCAGGAAGAGGAUGUCUUGAAGAAAUGUAUUGCGCUCGUGGAGAAGGUGACGGGGGGAAAGCGUCCGGUGGGCUAUCGUGCUCCGCUGUAUCAGAUGCAAGAGCGCACGAUUGCCUUGUUGCAGCGAUAUGAUUUUGCGUGGGAUUCUUCUCUGAGUCACUUUGACAGUGUUCCCUAUUUUCUCCCUCGGGAUCCACCACCCAUGUGCACGAUUGCUUUCCAGCCGGAAGCGAAUGCGGUGGAUUGGAUGGUUCCGAGCCCGAAUUUUACGGAGCUGCUGCCGAAGAGCGCCGUGGUAGAAAUUCCUGUGAAUUGGUAUGCGGAGGAUAUGACGCCUUUGCAAUUCUAUCCCAAUGUGGCGAAUUCGGCGGGAUAUGUGGAUGUGAGAGUGGUGGAGAAUAUGUGGAAGGAUCGAUUCGAGUGGCUCCGGAGUGAGAUUGCGGACGGGAGAAAUGAUACGGUGGUGUUUAGUAUUAUAAUUCAUCCGGACACGAGUGGCAUGGCGCAUGUAAUUGGGAUGAUUGAGAGGUUCUUGAAAUGGCUGCAGAGCUUUGGUGACGAGGUCGAGUUCUUGACAUAUGGCCAGAUUGCUGAGCAAUGGCGAGCCAGUCAGAACUGAGGUUGCCCACUGAUGGGAAUUCCAUAUAUUGCACUCAUUCUGCGUGGAAGAGGCUGAUCAUCGAAUCCGCUUGGAGACGGGCUGAGGCGGGCCCAGCCAGCAUCCAGCGUCCACGCGUCUUCGUGAAGGCCGAAGAAUGCUGUCGUACCUUGAGAGGAGAGAGGUAAGGAGGUAUCUCUGCUUCUUGGAUGCCUUCCAUUGGUGUGUUCCACGAUACGGAGGCGGAAGGCAUCUGCUACUGCAGUCGGUACUCGUUGGCCCGGACGCUACCUCACUACCAAAAUCAGCUCGUGAUAUUACUUCCCC
Messenger RNA from Sphaerulina musiva SO2202, 2170 nucleotides. RefSeq names its product polysaccharide deacetylase family protein. The transcript is spliced from 3 exons. Gene Ontology annotation, biological process: carbohydrate metabolic process. Gene Ontology annotation, molecular function: hydrolase activity, acting on carbon-nitrogen (but not peptide) bonds. Bases 38 to 1864 code for a protein of 608 amino acids. Lineage: Eukaryota; Fungi; Ascomycota; Dothideomycetes; Mycosphaerellales; Mycosphaerellaceae. The record is from RefSeq and is a predicted model, not a curated record.